ACCAAUUCGGCGAAGUCAAACAAAAACUCGCGACUUGUUUACAUUGGUGAUAUUAAACACUUCCCCCUCCUUCCCCUCUUCCUGGACCCCAACUUCUUCACACCAUACAAAGGGACUCAAGACUCCGUCCGGUUGUGGUCAAUUUCUCUUCCUUCACCUCACUCUAGCAGGCCGCGAGUCUUUUUGCCUAUUCUUUUCCCUUCCCUUGUGGCUGGCGACACUCAUUUGGAAGCAGCCCACAACCUGGAUUCAAGGCGAGGCCGCCUACUUAUUGCAGGGACUCUGCUGCCAGCCUCUUGACAAUGGAUUCCGAUAUCUCUGAUUUUAACAAUCAUGACGAUGAGUCUGAUGGCUACUCGCCUGAGGUGAAGCCAAAGGCUAAAGCCCCAGCGAAGAAAGCCACCGCGACAAAGACAACUGCCAAGAAGAUGGUGCAAGCCAAGUUGACAGGCAUGAAGCCCACCACGAAGAAGCGCGCCAAACCCGAGAGUGAUGAUGAGGCCGAUUCCCGGAUGGACAGCGACGAAGCCGGCAAUCUAUCACAGACCCCACCCAGUGCCAAAAAGCAGAAGAAGGCCCCUGCCACAAAGAAAGCAAGCGGGAAGAUUCUCGGCGAGAUUGAGAACGACAGCAUGCAAGUCGACGGCCCAUCGGAUCCAAAGACUAAGAAGACGGCCACAGAGACUUAUCAGAAGUUGACACAGCUUGAACACAUCAUCAAGCGUCCCGACACAUACAUCGGCUCUGUAGAACGUACCACACAACAGAUGUGGGUUUUCAACAAGGAGACGAGUCAUAUGGAAAAGAGGGACGUGUCUUUUGUCCCGGGUCUCUACAAGAUCUUUGACGAGAUCCUGGUCAACGCUGCCGACAAUAAGCAGCGGGAUGGCUCGAUGACCUACUUGAAAGUCUCAGUGGACCGCUCGGAGGGACUCAUCACCGUCGAAAAUAACGGAAAGGGAAUUCCUGUCGAGAUCCACGGCACGGAGAAGGUCUACAUUCCAGAGUUGAUCUUCGGCCAUCUCCUUGCCGGGUCUAACUUUGACGACAACGAGAAGAAGACUGUUGGUGGUCGCAACGGCUACGGAGCAAAGCUUUGCAACGUCUUCAGCACACGCUUCACCAUCGAGAUCCAAGACUCUACCAACGGAAAGCGGUACAAGCAAGCCUGGACCGACAACAUGACCAAGAUGGAGAAGGCAAAGAUCACAUCCAGCAAAACGGCCGACUUUGUCCGUGUCUCCUUCAAGCCAGACUUUGCAAAGUUUGGCAUGUCCGAUGGGAUUGACGAUGAUCUGGAGGCUCUGAUCUAUCGUCGGGUCUAUGACAUGGCUGGCACAGUCAAGGACGUCAAGGUUCAUCUCAACGGAGAGGCGCUCAAGCUCGACUUCAAGAAGUACUGCACCAUGUACGCCAGAGCAAUUGCCAAGGAGCGCGAGGAUGUUGCCACCGACGACCAGCCUCCCGUUGCUACCGUGCAGUUUGAGGAUGCCAGUGCCAACAGGCGCUGGCAGAUUGGCUUCACAGUCUCGGAUGGCUCCUUCCAGCAAGUGUCCUUCGUCAACUCCAUUGCUACCACGUCAGGAGGCAGCCACGUCAACUAUAUCGCAGACAAGAUUGGCAAUGCCCUCUUGACCACUCUGAACAAGAGACAGAAGGGCCACUCACUAAAGAUGAACCACAUCCGUAACCACAUCUUCAUCUUUGUCAACUGUCUUAUCGAGAACCCGGCCUUCAACUCUCAGACCAAGGAGCAGUUGACAACCAAGCCAAGCGCAUUUGGGAGCACCGUCACCCUCACCGAUGGAUUCAUCAAGAAGAUCCGCGCCACCGAGGCCAUCGACAACAUCAUGCACUUUGCAGAGAAGAAGGCAGAUAAGAUGCUGGCCAAGAGUGAUGGAGGCAGGCGCUCCCGGAUCAGCAAUGACAAGCUUGUCGAUGCCAACUUGGCUGGAACCAAGCAUGGCCAUGAGUGCACCCUCAUCUUGACCGAAGGUGACUCGGCCAGAGGUCUUGCUGUUGCCGGCCGUGCCGUCCUCGACCCUGACCGCAUUGGUGUCUUCCCUCUUCGUGGAAAGAUGCUGAACGUCCGUGAUGCCUCCAUCGACCAGAUCACAAAAAACAAGGAGAUCCAGUACAUCAAGCAGUUCCUGGGCCUGAAGCACAAGCAGACGUACACGGAUACCAAGAGCCUCCGAUAUGGGCACUUGAUGAUCAUGGCAGAUCAGGACCACGACGGAAGCCACAUCAAGGGCUUGCUGAUCAAUUUCCUCCAAGUCCAAUUCCCCUCUCUCCUCCAGAUCCCGGACUUCUUCAGGGAGUUCAUCACACCCGUAGUAAAGGUCUGGCAGGGUUCUAAUCCCAAGAAGCCCCAGAAACUCCAGUCGUUCUUCAGUCUGCCGCAGUACGAGGAGUGGAAAGCAGCUCACGAGAAAGAGCUCAAGAGAUGGGACAUGAAGUACUUCAAGGGAUUGGGUACCAGUUCCAAUGAAGAUGCCCAAGUCUAUUUCACCAACCUCGAUGAGCACCUGAAGGAGUUCAAGGUGAUGAAGCGCGAAGAGGCAGACCUUUUCGACCUUGCUUUCUCCAAGAAGAAGGCGGAUGCCCGGAAGGAGUGGCUGGGGGCCUUUGUCCCGGGGACAUAUCUCGAUCACUCCACAAAGUCUAUCACGUACUCGGACUUUGUCAACAAGGAGCUCAUUCUCUUCAGCAUGGCUGACAAUAUGCGAUCUAUCCCCUCCAUGAUUGACGGGCUGAAGCCCGGCCAGCGCAAGGUCAUAUUUGCCUGCUUCAAACGGAACCUUGUCAGGGAUCAAAAGGUUGCCGAACUGGCCGGUUAUAUCGGCGAGCAAACAGCCUAUCAUCACGGCGAACAGUCUCUUCAGCAGACAAUUGUUGGCCUGGCCCAGACCUUCGUCGGUUCAAAUAACGUGAACUGCCUCGAGCCAAGUGGAAACUUCGGUUCCCGACUCCAGGGAGGCUCUGAUGCCGCCAGCGCCCGUUACAUCCACACGCGCCUGUCUCCAUUCGCACGACGUGUCUUUUCGGCCCUCGACGAACCCAACCUCGAGGCCCAGUUUGACGAUGACAAGAUGAUCGAGCCCAAGGUCUAUGCUCCGGUUAUCCCCAUGGUCCUCGUCAACGGUGCGGAUGGUAUCGGCACUGGAUGGAGCACUUCGAUCCCCAACUACCAUCCCAUGGACAUCGUGAGGAAUCUCAGACGCCGCAUGGGCAGGCUAGAUGAUGAUGAUACUGAAGAGAAGCCAUUCCUGCCCAUGACGCCAUGGUUUCGUGGCUGGAAGGGCACCCCGGAGCAAGAGGGUCCCAAUAAGUUCAGGUUCAACGGCAUUGCAAAGCAAGAUGAACUGAAUCCCAACGAGGUGGUCAUCUCGGAACUACCGAUCCGCAUGUGGACAGAUGAUUUCAAGUCUCGACUCGAGGACAUCAUUCGGGGCGAGAAAUCGCCUUCUUUCAUCAAGGACUACAAGGAGUUCAACGACCACAAGACGGUCCAUUUCGUCAUCCAGAUGGAAGAGAAGCACAUGAACGCGGCUCUGACUGAGGGCUUGCUCGAGAAGUUCAAGCUUACCAAGUCCCUGGCCACGACCAACCUUGUAGCUUUUGAUACUCAGGGUCGGAUCCGGAAGUACGAGAGCCCCGAGGAGAUAAUGGAAGAAUACUUCAACUUCCGGAUGGCAAUGUAUACGAAGCGAAGGGAGCACUGGCUGAAGGUGUACCACACAGCGUACCGGAAGCUGAAGAACCAGUACCGUUUCAUCCAGGAGAUCAUCGACGGCAAGUUCGUCGUCUCCAAGAAGAAGAAGGCGGUGCUUGUCCAGGAGCUUCGUGAUCGCAAAUAUGAGCCCUUCCCCAAGGAGGAUACCAAGAAGCCCAAGUCUGCAGAGGACGAGGACGAGGACGAGGCCGAGGCCGAGGAUGACGAUGACGAUCAGGUUGGAGGCAGUGCGCGCGAUUAUGAUUAUCUGCUUUCGAUGCCUCUUUGGUCGCUUACUCUUGAGCGGCUCGAGCGCCUGAAGCAGCAAAUCGCGGCGAAGAAGGUCGAACACGACGACCUGGAAGCACUCAGCGCCAAGGACCUCUGGUGCCGGGACUUGGACUCUUUUGUCGAGGAAUGGGAGAACCAGUUGCGCCUUGACGACGAGAUUCAGACCAACAUCCGCAGGAUGGGCCGUCGAGUCUCGAAAAAGAUAGGAGCUGGACGAGGUCGGCGCGCCAAGGGUGAUGACGACUAUCAGCCGGACAAGAAAACUGCUCGAGCGCCGAAAACCACAAAGGUCGAGACAAAGACGCACCAGCGGUUCGCUGAGAUGUUUGCUGCUAAGCCCAAGCCAAAGCCAAAGGCCAGUGGUCUUGGUUCUGAUGGCGCUGAUGACCUGUCCGAUGAUGAUUUCUCCCUACUGGGUAAACCCAAGGCUUCGCAAAAACCGAUGGCAACUUCCACCGCACAACCGGAGGUGUCUAAUGCGCGCAACAAGCGUGCUGCAGCAUCCAAGGCAACGACGUACCUGCUAGAUGAUGAUGACGAUGAUGAUGAGGAUUUCGAAUCCCUCGGCAAGACUGCCAAUCCUCAGAAACCGACACCACCAGUCACUGCACAAACCGAGGUCUCGAAUACUCGCAACAAGCGUGCUGCAGCAUCCAAGGCACAGACGUACCUAGAUUACCAGGAAGGCUCGGAUCAAGAUUUCGAGUCCCUUGGCAAGACUGUUAAUCAUCAGAAACGGUCUGAGUCGGUAUCGCCACCUGCCUCGGUAUCAGCAGUCGAGGAGGUGGAGGUCCCCGAGGCACCGGCACCGGCACGCGGCAAGCGAGCUGCGACCUCCAAAGCCAAGGCCUGGAUUGUUGAUGACGAAGAGUCCGAGAGCGACGGCGAUAACAUGCUGGGCGACGUCGGCGCCAUGGUCAAGGGUAUCGGAGCCCCUGCUACUAGUGGAAAGGGUGGCAGGCUUAGUCUGUUUGCCAUGUCGCGGCCGGAGUCUGGCCACGAGCCUGCCAGUAGCUCUGCGGCCCUCCCCAAAGUCCGGUCAAAGCCCUCUCGGACAUUUGAUUUUGACAGCCACGACGACACAAACUAUGAGGCCCUCGCCAUGUCGUCACCUCGCAAGUCCACUAAGGGGGACGACCUGGAUAGCUUCCUCUCUGACGACGACUUGCCUCCUCCAGCCAAGAUAGCCACCGCUUCCAAGGCCUCCUCAUCCCAGGCUGCCACAUCGAAGGCAAAGGCGCCUCUGAGUGUCGUUCCCGCGCCGGCGAAGAAGGCACGUGGACGGCCGGCCGCGACAAAGGCCAAGCCGAAGCUACCGGUCCCACUCUCGCCGGCCGCCAAGGCGUAUGCUGCGAAGAAGGCCAAGGCAGCCAAGAAGGUGGUCAGCGACGACGACGAGGAUGACGACAUGGUCAUGACGGACGCGCCUCCCAAGGCCGCCCCCCAGCCCCGCGGGCGCCCGGGCAGGGCGGCAGCGGCAAAGGCCAAACCCAUCAUCCUGGAUGACGAGGACUCCGUGGUUGUCGAUGACGAGAGCGAUGCCUUCGCCAUGGAUGACAGUGACUAGCUGAGCCAGCCGGUUGUUGAACCGUUGUCUCCUGUCUUGGGGGUGCCAUCUACGGUUAAUGCGACAAUGCUUGCUCACACACACACCCUUUCUUUGCUCUCUUGCUCUGACACGAUAUUAUG
This is a messenger RNA of Phialemonium atrogriseum, 5695 nucleotides long. Its product is annotated as type II DNA topoisomerase. Gene Ontology annotation, cellular component: nucleus. Gene Ontology annotation, biological process: resolution of meiotic recombination intermediates; sister chromatid segregation; DNA topological change. Gene Ontology annotation, molecular function: DNA topoisomerase type II (double strand cut, ATP-hydrolyzing) activity; ATP binding; DNA binding. The record is from RefSeq and is a predicted model, not a curated record. The coding region runs from base 303 to 5573 and encodes 1756 amino acids. Lineage: Eukaryota; Fungi; Ascomycota; Sordariomycetes; Cephalothecales; Cephalothecaceae. The transcript has 3 exons.